UCCUCCUCUCUCUCUCCCCCACCUGCCUCAGCCCCCCCUAAAACAGCCAGAAUUUAUCUGCAAUAAUUAAAAUCCUUGACUGGAAUUACCUUACUCGGAUUUCGGUCGGUUUCCGUCUCGUCAGUGGUCCGCAUUAUGGUAUCUUUUCUUAUCCUUGCAUGUGCAAGACAUGCAAAAGAAGGGAUUGCAAUCCUUCCAUCCAUUCGCUUCUGCUUCGAACAAGUUUCGUCGGAUAAGACGAGAGAGGGAAUCGACUAAUCGGCAUAGUCAAUUAUAGUCUGCCAAGAGAGAUCUCAGACUGGCAAUACUUUAUUCACCUGUCCUCCCUCAGAGGGUCCUUCUGAAUUGCGACAGAUAACCUUGUCUACACAGUUCUUCAGGACAUGAUCACCGUUGGUUUUAAAUCAGCUAAUCUCCCCAUUUUACAGUCCCCACCAUUACCUACGCUAGGCUAGAUCCCCAGGCACCUCAUUUCACCUUGAAGCAUGCAUCCCACCGAAGAGAAAGAGCACAGACAACUGGGUAGCAAUCAAUGUUUCCCGCCACCCUCCUCACAGCCUACAGCUGACGGGGACUUCCGGUGCGGAAUCUGCAACAAGACAUACAGUCGACGCGAUUUGCGGGAUAGGCACCGUCGCCGAUGCAUCAAGAACAUUGGUCAGGAACGUCAGUCGAAGCGGAAGUCUUGUGAUGCCUGUGCUCAGAAGAAGCUGCGUUGCUCUAUGACUCGACCUUCCUGCAGCCGGUGCCUACAAAGUCGAAGGCCCUGCGUUUAUCCAGCAUCCUGCGUUCCUGUAACAGCAUCCGAGUCUGUCAUGCCUCAGGAAACCCCUGACCAGGCCACCACUUCACCCCUCGCCUCUCUCUAUAUUCCGCUGACUCUGGCUUCUGGAAAUGGGCCGUGGGCGCUGUCAGCACCACCUCUGGAAACCUCAUCUAAUCCCGAUGACACUUCGAGGUCUCCUUGGAGUCCCGCCACUUCUACCAAUGUGGAUUUGUUGACUCACGGCCACGGUGACAGCUCCGUAUUUCCGACGCAAAAUCACUGGCCCUACGAAUCACCUGCUGGCUCUGAUUAUGUAUCUGCGCAGCCUGACGCCUAUCAAUUGAAUGACCACCUGCCUGGCCUCAUCGAUGACUAUUUUGGUCACCAAUCACAGUUGCAAUAUCAUUCGCAGCAUGGAACUACCGCAUCAUCACCUGCGGCCAUGAUGCCGCCGACGCCAGCAACAUUUUCGAGCGAAACGUAUUCGCUGAACAAUGGGUUCACGAUGGCGUCACUUUCUUCUGCCUAUACGGAAUAUGCUUGGAGCGAGGGAUUCUCGACUUAUGAUGAGGAUGAGAUCUUGCCUUUAACUGCAUAUCCCGAGACAGCGUCUGAAAAUCUUCUUGGCCAGGGGUUUAUGUCCAAAGGGAGCAAUUCCUCCGGUAGUUGUGCCGAUGAUGUGAUACAGGACAUGGUCAGCCUGCUGAGAGAGUAUCCUGGGGUUGCACUGCAGCAGAAGCUGAUCUCCCCGUUUUUACAUCCCGAGUUGCAUGCUGAAGCCAUGCAAACGCUGAAAGAGCCUCCCGAAAAUACGCUGGCUAUUCUGUCAGCUUAUGUCACCUGUGCGGAAUCUUACGAGAGGGCUCACGGUGGCGCCGGCGAUUUCGACCAUUUCCGCCGUGGGAUGGAGAGCUGCAUUACUCCCCUCCACACCCUCUGCAUCUACCAGAUACUCGAUUUGGUUGACGAUACCUGUCUAUCCAAUCUGGCUAGUGCAAGGCAGGGCCCUGAUCCGUCCAACCACGGAGCAGGGGUGGUUGCAGCAAUCCCAGUUCUUCAAUCCAUUAGCAAGCUGGUCCAACGCCUAUGCAUUGUUUACGGGGGUCUUCUCCAGACCUCUCACGAAGAAGAAUCCAACUGGACGCGCUGGAAAUUCAGCGAGUCCCUGCGCCGAAACAUCUAUUUCGUGCACAUCAUCCACACGCUGGCGACCCGGACACAUCAUCUUCAUGGUCAUUCUUCUUCGACCGGGGGAGUGGUCUACUCUUACCCCCUCUUCCAAGCUGAAACACUACUGCAACUGCCCCUACCGGCUCCGGAAGAGAUGUGGCUGGCGCGCAGCGAAGAGGAGUGGAUGGUCGCACGCGCGCAAUCCCUGCGGCCCUGGACGGGGAACCUCCUGAGCGGCGCUAUGCCUCCCCAUCCGCGUACGCUGCAGCAGUGGUUGAUCCUGGACGAGAUGGGCAGUAGUGGCAGUAUGUCAUCGUCGCCGUCCAUCACCCGGAUGAUCCUAGCCUGCAUCAGGGUCAACAACGACUUGGCGGCGGCGGCAUGAGCCGGAAGGAUCCCGAGGGCCCUGUCUUUUCCAGUUUUUUAUUUUUUUUCUCAUCUUUGGAAACUGGUUCCCUCUUUCCCUAUAUCUACUAGGCGCUAUACUAUAUCCGGGCGCAAUGACUUCUUUAUUUCAUUUUUUGCUGUUUUCUUUUUGCUUUUCGGGAUUUUGUUCGGCGUCUGGCUUUGCGACGAAUUGACACCCAGCGGGGCCGCGGGGAGGAAGACCGGGAGUGGGGGGAAUAGGAAAGUGGACUAGAGAGAAUGAGUAGUUAUGAGUAGAAAGGCGAGGGGGGUACCAUGCACCCAUGCAACCCAUGCACCAUGAAAUCAACUUUCAAGCCCCGGCCAUCCCCCCAGCCUAUAGAUUUCUUUUCUCGAGGCUAGCUAGCUAGAAACCAAUAGAUUAGAU
Aspergillus aculeatus ATCC 16872 is the source of this 2729-nucleotide messenger RNA. RefSeq lists its product as uncharacterized. The record is from RefSeq and is a predicted model, not a curated record. Gene Ontology annotation, biological process: regulation of DNA-templated transcription. Gene Ontology annotation, molecular function: DNA-binding transcription factor activity, RNA polymerase II-specific; zinc ion binding. The coding region runs from base 486 to 2321 and encodes 611 amino acids. The transcript is spliced from 3 exons. Lineage: Eukaryota; Fungi; Ascomycota; Eurotiomycetes; Eurotiales; Aspergillaceae.